Molecule: messenger RNA, 2712 nt
Organism: Hemiscyllium ocellatum (epaulette shark)
Lineage: Eukaryota; Metazoa; Chordata; Chondrichthyes; Orectolobiformes; Hemiscylliidae
Gene: nadsyn1
Product: NAD synthetase 1
Exons: 22
Coding region: 300-2588 (762 amino acids)
Biological process (GO): NAD+ biosynthetic process
Cellular component (GO): cytoplasm
Molecular function (GO): ATP binding; glutaminase activity; NAD+ synthase (glutamine-hydrolyzing) activity
Source: RefSeq, a predicted model, not a curated record
AAAAACAAAAUGAGCAACAAUUUGUAUUUUUUUGUGUCAGUCUGUGACCGUGGGAAUAAUGCAGCGUUUCCAUCCAGGCAGCGCUGAGCGGAGGAUAAGGAGACCAGCAGAAGGUUGGAAAUAGUAGACACUGUAUUUGGCAAUGGGAAUCCAAGCAGGCAGUUCUCCACACCCCCUUCUACAGCAGAAGACAAGCUGACCCGGAAGAAAAGUAGAGAGAGAGAGAGAGAGUUGAUUGUUGAAGGAGAUUGCAUUUAUUUAGAAAGCUCUGGGCUUUCCCUGUUUCCAGGUCUGAAUGUAUGUCCCCUCACUGCCACCUAGAACAUCAGCAGAGGGAAGUGAAGUCCACUUACACCAUGCUGGGAUGCAAGGUCACCCUGGCGACCUGUGCUUUGAACCAGUGGGCACUAGAUUUUGAAGGAAAUCUGAAAAGAAUUCUGAAAAGUAUUGAAAUAGCAAAAUCAAAAAGUGCACGAUAUAGACUUGGACCUGAACUGGAAAUUUGUGGCUAUGGCUGUGGCGAUCACUACUUGGAACCCGAUACAGUACUUCACUCAUUUCAAGUAUUGGCAGAACUGUUGGUCUCUCCGGUCACUGAAGACAUAAUGUGCGAUGUAGGAAUGCCAGUCAUGUACAAAAACACCCUCUAUAACUGCAGAGUGAUUUUUCUCAACAAGAAGGUAUUGUUAAUUAGACCAAAGAUGGCCAUGGCAAAUAGUGGUAACUACCGAGAGCUACGCUGGUUUAUGCCAUGGGAUAAACCGAGGGUAGUUGAAGAAUUUUCCCUUCCAGAUAUAAUCCAAAGGGUAACUAGACAGGUUAGGGAUUUCAUCCAGAAGAAGAUUACAUUUCUCACGAAGCCCCAUCAGCCCGAUACAGAGAGGCUGCUGCUACGUUCCACAAGCACCCUUUCGGAUACUGCUCCAUUUGGUGAUGCUGUCAUUGAGACAAAGGAGACCUGCCUGGGCAGUGAAAUCUGUCAGGAGCUCUGGGUUCCAAACAGCCCCCACAUUACCAUGGCGAUGGAUGGGGUCGAAAUAUUUACUAAUUCUUCAGGGAGCCACCAUGUCCUUCGGAAAAAUUAUGUGAGGGUUGAUCUUAUCAAGUCAGCGACAGCAAAGAAUGGUGGUAUUUAUCUCCUUGCCAACCAGAAAGGCUGUGAUGGUGAUCGCCUGUACUAUGACGGCUGCGCAAUGAUUGCUGUCAAUGGCCACCUUGUGGCUCAAGGAUCCCAGUUUUCCUUGGAUGAUGUGGAAGUUAUAACGACCACUCAGGAUUUGGAAGAUGUCAGAAGCUACGAUGCAAUCAGGAUAUCUGCAAGAUUAAUGGCAACUGAAGUACAGCCCUAUCCUCGGGUGAAAGUCGACUUUGCACUUUCUUCAGUCGAUGAUGUCUGUAUGCCCUCCAUUGAACCCAUUCAGAUCCGGUACCAUACUCCUGAGGAGGAAAUCAGUCUUGGACCGGCCUGUUGGUUGUGGGAUUACCUGCGACGUAGUUCACAGGCUGGAUUUCUUCUCCCUCUUAGUGGAGGUAUCGAUAGCUCAGCUACAGCCUGUAUUGUCUAUUCCAUGUGUCAUCAGGUGUGCCUUGCUGCAAGUAAUGGAAAUCAGCAGGUAAUUGAAGAUGCGCGGAGGAUAGUGAAUGAUCCUCAGUAUGUCCCCAAGGACCCACGGGAAUUUUGUCACCGCAUCUUUAUCACCUGCUACAUGGCGAGUGAGAACUCUUCACAAGACACUUGCAAUCGAGCCAAAGAGUUAGCAGAGCAAAUUGGCAGUUAUCACAUAAACUUGAACAUCGAUCCAGCGGUGAAGGCGAUGAUGGGAAUAUUCCGCCUGGUAACCGGUAAAUCUCCACAGUUUGCAGCACACGGUGGCAGCAGAAGAGAAAACCUUGCCCUACAGAAUUUGCAGGCAAGAAUUCGCAUGGUCAUCGCCUAUCUCUUUGCUCAGUUAUGUUUAUGGACUUCUGGAAAACCUGGAAGCUCAUUGGUUCUUGGAUCAGCCAAUGUGGAUGAGAGCCUUUGUGGAUAUCUGACCAAAUACGAUUGCUCCAGUGCUGACAUCAACCCAAUUGGUGGCAUCAGUAAGACCGAUUUAAGGAGCUUUAUACAGUACUGUAUCGAAAACUUCCAACUGACCGCACUGAGAAGCAUUAUGUCUGCGCCACCAACUGCUGAACUGGAGCCACUUUCAGAGGGACAGACAUCUCAAACUGAUGAGGCUGAUAUGGGAAUGACCUACACGGAACUGUCUGUCUUUGGGAAGCUAAGAAAGAUUGCAAAGUGUGGCCCUUACAGUAUGUUCUGCAAAUUGCUCUACAUGUGGAAAAGUAUCUGUACCCCAAGGCAGGUGGCUGAGAAAGUGAAACAUUUCUUCCAAAUGUACUCGAUUAACCGGCACAAGAUGACAACACUGACCCCUGCGUACCAUGCAGAAAAUUAUAGUCCUGAUGACAAUCGGUUUGAUCUUCGACCAUUCUUAUACAAUGCUAGUUGGUCUUGGCAGUUCAAGUGUAUUGAUAACCAGGUCUCAAAGCUCGAGAGCAGCCAAGAAAGUUCCAACAAUGGUGUUUGUGAUGAGCUUGACUGAAUCUUACAACUCCGUGUUGAGCACAAUUGCCAGCAAUGGACGGAGAGCAGUGUGCUCCCACAGAAUUAAACCGCAGACUUUGUUGUAGCUGUAUAGCAAUAAAGCCUAAUAGUCCCAGUGAAAA